This is a messenger RNA of Anopheles merus, 5363 nucleotides long. It is a transcript of the gene anchor, whose product is annotated as integral membrane protein GPR155. Gene Ontology annotation, biological process: transmembrane transport; intracellular signal transduction. Gene Ontology annotation, cellular component: membrane. The transcript is spliced from 10 exons. Bases 1299 to 4310 code for a protein of 1003 amino acids. Lineage: Eukaryota; Metazoa; Arthropoda; Insecta; Diptera; Culicidae. The record is from RefSeq and is a predicted model, not a curated record.
GAUUCAAAACAGAUCUCCCCCACCCAACCGCCACCGCGUGCACGCACAUUCACGUUUGCAAAUCCACACGCGGCAGUACGAACACAGGCGAAUCAACACGGACAAGCGUUGUGCAAUUCCGCGUACAACAUUUUCAUCUGCUCGCACGCACAGUCUCCAUUCUCAAUUGCACUUUCGCGGAUCGUAGGCUUUCGCGCUCGGGAAGCUCGUGCUAAUUGUGCGUUCGCGCAAAUCUGCGUUUUCUGCGAAUGCAGUCGCGUUUCUGCUGCUGCAUUCCCGUCCCCCGUGCACACAAAAGGGCACCAUUAUCGAAUCAGCUGUUUUGUUGUGUUGUACACUCCGUUUCCCUGUGUGUGCGCGUGCUGUAGAAUGAAAUCCAAGCAAGCUGGCCUGUGGAAAGAAAGGAACAAGCCUGGCGCGCCAUUACAGCCCCGUUUGUGCGCAAAACAUUAAGAACGUGCGAAGAAAAGGAACUGUUUGUGUUUUGUUAAAGUGUGUGCCUUGCCCUUUGCCCCCAUAGCAGUGCGCUGGCAGGCGUAGAACGGAAAUCGAUUCACCUGGCCUGUGUGUGUGUGCGCGCUUUUUUUGCACAUCCCACGGCAACAUAUGCGCGCAAAGGCACAACAUUGUUUCAAGGUCGACGGUCAGCUCGAAGAUUUCGCGAUAAUCCUUUCCGAGCGGGGGGCCAUACCUACACCAUUCCUAACGAACGUUGACACAUUUUUCCGUGCGAAAAAAACGAUUUAUUUUUCCCGAAAAUAGGGCAUGAGAAUUUUGUGAAAAGUUUUCCUAUAGUGUUUUAAGUGCAAAUGUCACUCGACUAUUAGAAAAAUCGAUUCAAACGAAUGCCAACUAGAAAGUGUUCCAACGUCCCAGUGAAAACAUAACCACCAGCACCCGACUGGGUGACACAAUGCCCGCCGGACGACGAAACCGCCGUGCGUGUGGCGUCUCAACGUGAGCAUAACCUGGUAUUAUCGACACGCAAUCAUAGACCGCGGUCAUCCCGGUGUAUGAUUUUGCAGAACGAAAGCGGCAAUAGCAAAAAACAACAACAACAGCAAAAACAUUAUUUGACAAAAGCCAUGUGCAACGAGCCGUCCGCCACAGCAGCACAGCAGUAGACGCGUGUUCAGCCCCGGUUGCCUAUCUCGCCCACUCCGUGUGUUUUGGUGCACUUCAAACAAAAGCGAUGACGAUAGUGGCAGAAAUCUAACAGGCAAGACAAACAGAGCACCUUCCCGCUCCCCCGCCGCCCCACGCACAAGCCUCCCCUCGGUCAACAAAAACAAUUUUCGAUGGAUCAACACAUGGCACACGGUGGCGAAGGAGGUGGCAGUGGCAGUAGCACCGUCAGCUUACUAGCAACGAUGGCACAGGCAAUGCGACACCUUAAUGCCACACUCACGACCGGCGGCGGAGUAGGCAGUGGACUACACCACCCACCGUCGCCCAUCGCCACCAUCGUUGGGCUGCCCGCACUGCUCGACACGGUGGCGACAACACCCUUUCACAAUGGCACUUUUGGUGCCGGCGGGCUCAUUAGUGCGACACCGCAGAACGACACCGGCGACGACGGUGCGCCGACGAUCUCGAUGGACAAUCUCUACCCGGCGCUGAUCCAGUGCUUCGCCAUCAUCAUCUGCGGAUAUCUUGCCGGGCGGCUCAACAUCAUCAGCAACUUUGAAGCGAAAGGGCUGAACACGUUCGUCGGCACGUUCGCGCUGCCGUCGGUGAUCUUUCUCUCCCUGGCGGAGUUGGACUGGAGCACGGUGAACUGGAACUUUCUGCUGUCGAUACUGAUCGCGAAGACGAUCGUGUUCCUGUCGGUGGCCAUCAUCUCGCUGCUGGUCGCCCGUCCGGUCAACUAUGGGCGGGCAGGGCUGCUGGCCAUCUUCUGCACCCAGAGCAAUGAUUUCGCAAUCGGCUAUCCAAUCGUGUCGGCACUGUACUCCAAAAUUCAUCCCGAGUAUGCGUCGUACAUUUACCUGCUGGCACCGAUCUCGCUGGCCAUCCUCAAUCCGAUUGGCUUCGUGCUGAUGGAAAUCUCCAAAAUUAAGGAAAAGAAUGCAGAAAACAAUACGUCUACCGAUGAGAAGGCUAAUGCACCACCGCCAGCCUGCCCCCAAAUGGCCGCCCAAAACCGGCGCAAGAUACUGAAAGGCAAGGCGUUGGUCGUGUUCAAGAUGAUUGAAUCGAUUUUCUUCAACCCGAUCCUGCUCAUGACGCUGCUCGGUGUGAUUGGGGGACAAAUUUUCCCCAACGGGCUGCCCGUGUACCUGUCGAGCGUGUUACGCUCGCUGGGCAAUUCCUUCUCCGCCACCGCCCUGUUCCUGCUCGGGCUGCGCAUGGUGGGCAAAGCGUCGGCACUGCAGGGCCCGGGACUGAUCCUGCCCGGGAUACUGAUCCUCGUGAAGCUGCUCGUGUUUCCGCUCGUAACGCGCCAAACGGUCAACAUCAUGAAUGCGGGUGCGAACUUUAGCGAAACGACCGAUCUGAGCACGUUCGGCUUCCUGUACGGUACGUUCCCGGCCGCACCGGGCGUAUUUGUGAUCGCCUCCCAGUACAAUCGCGAUGUCGAUUUGAUUGCCACGAGCAUGGUUGCGUCGACAUUCAUCAGUGCGCCGCUAAUGUUCAUCUCGGCGAAAAUGAUCACGAUCACCAACCUGACGCCGGCCGACUAUCUGAACGAGCUGGACAAGUUCUCGUUCGACAUCAGCAUCGUGGCGAUCGUGGCGGGCGUUUGGACGCUGCUGCUGUUUGCGCUCACGCGCAAGGUAAAGCGCAUGCCGCACCGCAUCACGUGCUGUCUGCUCGUGUCGCAGCUGAUCUGCAACGUGGGCGUGAUACUGUGGUCGACGCUCGAGCAAAACAGCCGCUGGAAGAUGUACCUGCAGUUUUACUUCUUCACCAUCGGCUGCUACAGCAGCCGGCUGUGGACGGCGUUCCUCGCGAUCACGAUACUGUUCCUGCAGUGUCGCAGCCUGUGCUUUGUGCUCAAGCUGUGGCCAGUGUUUAUCGCCGCGGCUUGGGGUUUACCGACGCUGAUCGUUUCGCUACUCCUGUUCGUGGACAGCAAAAACAUUGUCCCGACGGAGAAGCGCAAUCCAAGCUUUCAGUACGGCAACGCGCAGGCCGCCAUCGCCGUCUUUCUGCUGGUGAUGUGCUUCAUCGUGACGGUUGGCUGUUUGAUAUUGCAUCAACGGUUUAAGAAACGGCACGAGCGCUAUCUGACCCUGUCGCGGGAAGUGUCUUCGCCGGACACGGACUCGAGUCCCGUCACUACCAGCUCGGUGGUGAACUUGCUAGCGGACGGAGGAGGAAAUUCUACUAUCCACCAGCGAAGGCGCCGUUCGGUAACGUCGAGCGAUGAUGAAAUCCUUCCCGCUAGGAUUGUAGCUGCUGCUGCUGCUGCUGCUAGUGUUGGUGGUGGAUGUGGAACAGCACCGCCAGCUGCCAACGGAAGUGCAUGUAGCAGUGAUGGUAGGGGUGGAACCGGUGGUUGUUGCAGCAGUUCGUCCGGCACGAUUCGCACCGUGGUGGAUAUUGAGGAUCUCGCUAUCGGUGCCAGUAUUAAUAACGAUGUGAACGAACCUGGUUCGUCAACGCUUCAAACGAGCGGCAUGUGUUCGGCACAGUUUAACUGUCCGGCGGCCGGUAAGCAGCAGUGCCAGUCGCUGAUCGAUCGGUACCGGGAGCAAGCGAACGAUGGGCUCGAACCGGUAGAGUACGAUAAAACUGGCGACCAGCAGCAGAUACUCCGGCACAUGGUGCUGCUAAUACUGCUCCUCUGCUCCAUGUUCGUCGGCCUAUCGCUCUCCGUGUGGACGCUCAUCAUGGAGGGUAUGUCGGGCAUCUACGUCGAGCUGACGUUUCUCGACGCGUUCCUCAACUUUGGCCAGUGCAUCAUUGUGCUGGCCGUGUUCGUUACCGACACCGGCGAGCUGCUGCUGCCAAUGAUGAAGUUCUGGCGCAAGGUUUGGUACGGUGCGAACCUGCUGCAGCUGCCGAUCUGGAGCGACCUCAGCACGGAAACGAGACACAUCUGCGACCAGUUCACCACGCACCACUUGGAGGUGUGCCGGAAAGCGAUCGCGAAAGACAUACGCUGGCGCAUCAAGGUGUACCGGCGGGUGUUUUACGGUAGCGUGUUUGUCGAUUGGCUACUGGAGGUGGGACUCGCCAAGGAUCGGACCGACGCCACGCACUACGCUCGCCGACUGAUUGAUGGACGCGUCCUGCGGCACAUCAACAACGUGUACCACUUUCACGAUCGCAAUCUGCUCUACACGUUCUGUGAACGGCUGUAAAGCGUGUCAACGACCGAAAACGGCACUGGCAAUGAAAGCGGGGGUAAAGGAUGGGGAGAAAAAACUCACUCCACUGCAACUAUUUUACACUGUGCAGCCAAUGUCGUUCGUGCAGAGAGAGAAAAAGAGUGAGAGAGAGAUUCGGGAGGAAUGUAGUAGUACCAAAUAAGCACCGGACAAUCCUCCUUACUCCUGUGUUGUAUUCCUCUCCUUGCACGGCCAAAGCGAUAACAGAAAGUAAUGUUGUAGUUGUUGUUGAUUUUUUUCGCCUCUCAAGCGAUAACCGUCUCCUAACCGAUAACCGGUAAGAUAGGAGCGAAAACGGGAUAGUUUUACCUAUCAAAAGACAUCACCCACCAACUUUCAGGGGUGCGGUGGUGAAGAGUUAUUUAUGAAAAGCUUUCAUAUUUAUGUUACGCAUAUUGCUCUGGAAUAACUAUUUUGAACUCCUUUCCUCAUGUACUACCCGGCGUGUUUUGUGUGUUUGUGUGUGUGGAAUGGUUGGUGAGAUUGGGUGGAAACUUGGAAAGGCAAGCUGCUGGUAGCCCAUCCAACCCACCUGUGUGAUAAUAACGGGUUGACCCCCGCAAGCAGCUCAAACGAAAGCACAAUCGUACGGGAGAUGAUGUUACGAUGAUGGGGCAGAUGUUUUUACACGCCCGAGAUCUUGUGCAACAAUGGCCAAAAAGGUAGUGCGAGCACACGGAGAGUGUUUAAGCAAUCCCACACUACACUACACUGUAUGCUAUUGCAUCUAGAUGAACACCAAACACCAUACAAACGCAAAACGCUAAUGGUGCACAAUAAUAUAAAGUGCUGUGCUUUUAGUAGAGAGAUUGAAACGUGUACUUUACACCGUAGAACAUACAAGUAUUGAAAAUGGGGGGGUGAAAUAACAACACUUUUUGCGUGUAUGAAAGGCUCAGUGCUAGUAAAGAGAAGGCUGAGCUGUUUGCUGAGUGCUGCGGAGGUAAAGAACUGUUGUGUAAUGUAUGUUGUAUAUGCGGCGCUAGAGUGUAGCAAAUAAAUAAAAUAUUUAUUAUUUUAAACAUA